GAAAAGCGAUCAUGGGUUCUUGUUCUAGAAAUUUGUAUGCAGGAAUAGGUGAAGGGCAAUCAACCACACGACCACCUCUUUUUAAUGGAACCAAUUAUGCAUAUUGGAAAGAACAAAUGAGAAUCUAUAUUCGUUCCACGAACUUCCAAUUGUGGUUGGUUAUAAAAAACGGGGAAGAGGUGCCGAGGAAGAAAGUCGGAGACAAGUUGAUCCCCAAGACCGAAGACGAUUUUGAUGCUGAGGACAUCAAAAAGGUCGAGAAUUAUGCAAAGGCAAUAAACAUGCUUUAUUGUGCCGUAAAUCCUGAUGACUACUGCAAGAUCUCCUGCUGCUCAACCGCCAAGGAGAUGUGGGAUAAACUUGAGGAGCACGAGAAGAUUGACGACAUGUUCGACCGAUUUUCCAAGAUAGUAAACGAUCUUCAAGCAUUGAAGAAGACUUACACCGACAGGGAUCUUGUACGAAAGAUCCUACUGAGCUUGACAUCCGAAUGGCGAUCUAAGGCCGAUGCCAUCUAUGAAUCAAUCGGCACAUCAAAUGUCACCAUCGACGGUUUAAGAGGUAACUUAAAAAUGUAUGAAUCUACUAUACCUAACCCGUCUUUGAAUGAUCAGAGAAAAGGCAUAGCAUUAAAAGCCUCCAAAGAACUGGCAAUGAAUGACUCAAGCGACGAAGAUGAAGUCAAGCUUGUCAUGAAGAAGUUUUGUAAACUUCUAAGGAAGAAAGAGAAAAUUGAGGAUAGCCCUGUGUGCUAUGGAUGUGGUGAAGCCGGGCACAUCAAGAACAAAUGCCCAAGAAGCGGAAGGAAUGCUCGUCACUUCAAAAAGCAAAGAGUAUACAUCUCGUGGGGUGGUGACUCCGGUGAUGAAUCAAGCGAACAAGAGGAAGAAGAGGAAGCAAACCUUUGUCUCAUAGCUCAAGAAAAAGAGGAGUCCGCCAACAACGAAAACCAAGAGGCAUGUAUUUCUUCUACUGGUUCUUAUUCUCUUGAAGAAAUGCAGGAAGCUCUCCAAGAGCUUUAUGACGAGUUUGUUAGCGCUUCUAAAACCAACAAAGUUUUAAAGAAACGUUUUUCCAAUCUUGAAACCUGUUGAAACACGGGCAUGUCACGUUUUCGUACUAAAGCCGUGUUCGUUUU
Molecule: messenger RNA, 1138 nt
Organism: Cuscuta campestris
Lineage: Eukaryota; Viridiplantae; Streptophyta; Magnoliopsida; Solanales; Convolvulaceae
Source: the annotation of a GenBank genome assembly